CGAUUUUCUACUUUCUCCAGAGACUGGUUCAAUCCCGAAUACUUCGGAGAGUCAGCACAUCGCUCAUCCUUCUCUCCAAUAUGAACACGAUGCCACGGAGGGAAUUUCAAGUUCACGACACCCUGUAUUUAAUUCCACAGCAUUCGCACCUCUACCGCUAGAGAUAGGGAAUUUCGGGGACGGCAUAAACAUCGACACUGCCCACGCUCCUUCAUCGCCAAUUUUUGAACGGAGGAUCACUUCUAUGGUUCCGCAUGAGUUGUUAGAAUAUUGUCGAGAAGGUGCAGAAAUCGACUUUCGUUCCUCUACGUCCUUCGGUUUAGCAAAGUUACCUCCUCCACGCAAAGACUCGAAUAAGCAUCGCGAAAUAUGUCGAAUACUACACAACCUAACAUCUAGCGGACAUCCCCGGAAACCGUCGUCUUCUAGUCUUAGAGGCGGCAUUAAGAAUGUUCGUUCACUCUGGGUAGGAGAGAACGAUGCGACUAUUAGGAGAUACGUUGAAGCUUGCUUCGAGAGUAACGCAGAUGUUCGAAUGUUUGUGCGAAAGGCAGAUCUCGACAAGCGCUUGUCAGAGGCACGAGAAACAUCCUCGGAAGCAGUCCUAUCAUCCCUCUUCAGCGAUGCCAUCAUUACAAUGGGACUUGAGUCGUUGCGAAACCAAGCUGCGGAAAGACGGGAUUCUUCGCUGAGUGAUACGGAACACCUUCAAGCAGCCUUGGAUGGAUGGCACAAUCUGCAUGAAGCGCGCAAUAGCCUGCUAAAACUUCAAACAGCUGUACUGCUUAGCAUCAUUGCCUCGAAUAUAAACGAUUCUAGGCUCCCCGAGAUCCUGAGCUUGGGAGUUCGCUGCGUUCGAGAUCUGCGAUUUACUGAUUCGAAUGUAAUCCGGAAAACGUUCAGACACGCAGACGAUCAGAAGCUCGCAAAACGCACCGUCUGGGUUCUGUACUGUCUAGAGACCAAUUCUUCUGUGCAUUGUGGGAUUCCUCCGUUACUCCAUUCCGACUUCAUAAAUCAUCUUCCUACGACGCCUGAUCCGGAAAAACAUGACUCAUUAGCUCUUCAGGUAGCGGCAGCAGGGCUACUUGCCAGGGGUUUUAGUCAUGUGCAUGGCCAGCCAAUGUCGGCAAAGACCACGAUGGAAUUGCAGGCUUGCGUAUCGGCUUUGGGGCAAUGGCGUCGGUGUUUGUCGGACCAUGAAAAGCACCUCAUCGUCGGCCAGCGAUUUGAGAGCCUUCACGAAGAGGACGAUGCCGCUGUGAUGCUACGUUUAUUCUGCUGUUACCACGAAUGCGUUUACCUUUUAUUCGCGCCCUGGCUCCCGCCUCUGCUGGACACCAUGUCACAAUCUCUUGGCCGGGAUCCGGAGCCACUAGAUUCGACAGCUGAUCACAAGUUUUUGUUAGCCGACGCACUUGGCAGGUGUUUGGAGUCAGCCUACACGAUCAUCUCUCACGCUAACGAAAUUGUAACCGUAGACAAAACAUUAGCAAGGCGUUUGCGUGGUUUAAUGAUAAUCUCUGUAUGUGUGAUCACUUACGGUGUCCAGUACGGAGAUCUGGAGAUGAGAAAAAGGUCCCUAGCUUACCUAGGACUUUGCUGCGGAACAUUCAGUGGCAUGUAUCUAGCCGACAGUUCGUUUCCGUUUGAGGAGAUAUUAGAUUUAGUCAGAGUUGUACGAUCGGAUAACUAAUCACUAGGUGGAAGUAUACAAUUACGGAUAGGGGUAAUUCGAAAUCAGGCGCAUAGGGGGCUGGUUGACUGGACAAUUGGAAAAUUCAUCACUGAGAAAUUGCAUAAAAACCAUACUUUAUAUAUUGAAUUCAUAAAUGGG
This is a messenger RNA of Annulohypoxylon truncatum, 1837 nucleotides long. RefSeq lists its product as uncharacterized. Bases 245 to 1696 code for a protein of 483 amino acids. The transcript is spliced from 8 exons. The record is from RefSeq and is a predicted model, not a curated record. NCBI's taxonomy places the organism in Eukaryota, Fungi, Ascomycota, Sordariomycetes, Xylariales, Hypoxylaceae. Gene Ontology annotation, biological process: DNA-templated transcription. Gene Ontology annotation, molecular function: zinc ion binding; DNA binding.